GGGUGACGUUUGAAUUUUAGAUCGCUCUCUCCCGUAAGGUAAUAUUUGUCCCUAGAGCGUUGUUUUGUUAAGGCUUAAUAUUGGCCGACGCUUACUUUAACAACGUACUUUUUGAAAGUACGCUGCCCUAAUGGACAUGGAAUCAAAUGGGAAGGGUACGUCUCUUCCCAACGACGGAGUGGAUGCAUAUGGGUUCUCAAUACCUCAGGCCUGGGAAUCCUACGAAGAGGCCAUGAAUGAGUAUGGAGUGGUUCUCAACAGAAGAUCCAUGAAAUGGUCCAAACUUCUUCAGGGGAAAGCUCCCAUUGAGAAAAAUCUGACAGUGAAAAGGUAUGUGCGUAAAGGCAUACCCAAUGAGCAUCGGAGUACGAUCUGGAUGGUGUCCAGUGGGGCCCAAGAACAGCUUCAGUCCCACCCAGGUUUCUACCAAUCUCUGCUGGCCAUGGAGCACGACCCCAAGCUGGAAGAGGUCAUCCAUAUAGACAUGCACAGGACAUUCCCUGACAACGUCCUCUUCCAGAGCUCCGUAGAGCCCAGCCAGAGGACGGCGCUGUACAAUGUGCUGCUGGCCUACGGACACCACAACAAGGCGGUUGGUUACUGUCAGGGCAUGAACUUCAUCGCGGGUUACCUCCUCAUCAUCACUAAGGACGAAGAGAAAUCAUUCUGGUUGAUGGACGCAUUGAUAGGCAGAAUAUUGCCAGACUACUACAGCCCAGCCAUGCUGGGGCUGAAGACCGACCAGGAGGUGCUGGGGGAUCUGGUGAAGGCCAAAGCCCCUGCAGUGGGCCAGCUGAUGACCCAGUUCCCCGGCAUAUGGACCCUGGUGGUGUCGCGGUGGUUCAUCUGCCUCUACAUCGACGUGCUUCCUGUAGAGACGGUUCUGCGGAUAUGGGACUGUCUUUUCUACGAGGGUUCCAAAGUGCUUUUCCGCGUGGCCUUGACCCUCAUCAGACACAACCAGCCAGAGAUCCUGAUGGCUCGUUCUCUCAUGGACGUGUGUGAGUGCUUCAAAAGCAUCACCAAGGGACCCUUCACCCAGGACUGCCACCACUUUAUGCAGAAAAUCUUUGCAGAGCCAGGAAGUCUGUCUAUGGCAACCAUUACCAAGAUGAGGGAAUCGUGUCGACAACGCAUCAUCAUGGAGGAGACCAGAUAACCAAGAGGACCUGGAUUCCAUACCAUGCUAGCCCUCUCCAAUCACCUGUAACUAUCACACCGCAGUCACUAUGGCAAAUUAUAUACAAGUCUUCCUAAGAAAUCCCACUGUAGCACUUUCUUAUUGCAAUGUAAUCCAUAUUAGAACUUGAAUCCGUAUUCCUGGUCCUUAAAUUCAAUUUAUUUCCAACAUGUGGAAACCUAUACCCUUUGGUUUGGACCCUUUCAAGUAGCAUGUAUAAGACCGACAAAAUGCAGAUGUCUCUCUAUGCCUAGUAAAAGUAAUUUAAAUAUGGCGCUAGGUGUAAACACAUUAAUGGUAGGCAUGGUCAACAUGCCCACCCGUUGCUAGUUCGGUGGGAGCCCCAGCAGGGUCAGUCAGUCAAUGUCGGAGUACAGACGGUCUUGAGACGAACAAAUACAGACAUGCUUGGAAUUGCAUCCCUUUCUAAAGACGUAUUUUUUAAUGACUAUUUUUGGAAGAUCCUUUUCUGUGUGCAUUUGACCAGUCCAACUUUACUUCCUUGUUUCUGGUUAAUCAUGAAUUGAUUUGUUGUUACCUUUUGAAAUGCUUUCAAACUACUAUUCUAUUCAAAUAGUAGAAAAACUUUUCUAAAGUUCACAUACACGUAAGUUGGAUCUCGGAUGUGUGUAAUGUGUUCCACACGCAUUACAUUUGCAUCCCUGCCAGGGAUGUUGUAGUGUGCCGCUCUCUCUGUAAACUAGUGCAGGCUGGCACACCUACGCAGGAGGAAAUCCCACACAGUCUACAGUAUCUACGGCUACAAAAACACCAGGAAGAUGCAUAGUAUUUAUGAUACAAAUCACUUUUCAAAACUCUGUACAAUUGUGAAUGUAAUAAAUUGUACAUGAGGCAAAACCACAGUACAACA
Messenger RNA from Gadus morhua (Atlantic cod), 2051 nucleotides. RefSeq names its product growth hormone-regulated TBC protein 1-A-like. The transcript is spliced from 8 exons. Bases 131 to 1159 code for a protein of 342 amino acids. The record is from RefSeq and is a predicted model, not a curated record. NCBI's taxonomy places the organism in Eukaryota, Metazoa, Chordata, Actinopteri, Gadiformes, Gadidae. Gene Ontology annotation, molecular function: small GTPase binding; GTPase activator activity. Gene Ontology annotation, biological process: regulation of GTPase activity.